Onthophagus taurus is the source of this 530-nucleotide messenger RNA. It is a transcript of the gene ATPsynCF6, whose product is annotated as ATP synthase, coupling factor 6. The record is from RefSeq and is a predicted model, not a curated record. Lineage: Eukaryota; Metazoa; Arthropoda; Insecta; Coleoptera; Scarabaeidae. Gene Ontology annotation, cellular component: proton-transporting ATP synthase complex. Gene Ontology annotation, biological process: proton motive force-driven ATP synthesis. Gene Ontology annotation, molecular function: proton transmembrane transporter activity.
ACUAAGGAGGUGGUUACGUAACUAUCCGGCGCUACCAACUUCACUCAGCUGUCAAAAUUCACCAUCAGUUCUCCUGAGUGAAAAUCAAUAAAAUUAUUAAAAUUUGAAAAGAUGCUCUACAACCAGGUUUUAACCGGUGUAAAACACCACGUUAAAGGUGCCAUCUGUCAGAGGAACAUUGGCAUUUUGGCCCCUUGCUUACAAAAAGCGACAGACCCAAUUCAACAAUUAUUUGUUGAUAAACUCAGGGAGUACAACCAAAAAAGUGGAGGUGGUAAAAAUCUAGUGGAGCCUAGCCCGGCUAUUGAAAAAGAACUUAAAUCUGAAUUAGAAAAGGCUUCAAAACAAUACGGAGGUGGUCCAGGCGUUGAUAUGACCAAAUUCCCUACAUUUACUUUUAAAGAACCAGUUAUUGAUCCAAUUAAUUUAGAAAAAUAAUUUCUUAAAAAAAAAGGAAAGGUAAAAAAGCGAAAAUUUGUUAGAUUCUUCUGUUGAAGACCAGUUAAAAUAAAUUAAAACAUCAUUCAUAA